Messenger RNA from Trichoderma virens Gv29-8, 2187 nucleotides. RefSeq lists its product as uncharacterized. The annotation marks the transcript as partial. The transcript has 5 exons. NCBI's taxonomy places the organism in Eukaryota, Fungi, Ascomycota, Sordariomycetes, Hypocreales, Hypocreaceae. The record is from RefSeq and is a predicted model, not a curated record. Gene Ontology annotation, molecular function: DNA binding; zinc ion binding; DNA-binding transcription factor activity, RNA polymerase II-specific. Gene Ontology annotation, biological process: regulation of DNA-templated transcription; DNA-templated transcription.
AGCUGUCUGAACUGCCGUCAACGACGCUCAUACUGUUCCAAGGAAAAACCUACAUGCUCGAGAUGCCGUGAUUCUCGAUUGACGUGCAUUUACGAGGGGGCGCGGAAGGUUUUGGUCAAUGAGUCCUAUUUACGAGAGCUUGAAGCAAAAGCAAAAGCCUUGGACAGUAAGCCGCUUAUGCUCCUUACUAAGACUGCAUGUAUUUAUGCAGGCAUGCAGCCUAGCGGUUCGACUACUGCGCUUCGCCACCGCAAUACCAACGACGAAGAAGACGACUUUGAAGAUGAGCAGCCUCUGCUUGAGCCGUUUACUCAACUCACCUUCCUCUGCGAUACCGAGAGCAUGAAAUAUUCUAAUCCCAAAUAUUCCACAGGCUUUCAAGGCCCUGCAUCAGCAGACAACUUCCUUCGCAAUGUGAGAAAGUUGUCUGGUUUCCAAGGCGAUGAUGGAAGUCUUGAUUUAGUGUCUAAUUUCUAUGAGCCUGACGCUCUACCUUCACGGCGACAAGUUGUGUUCAGCAUUCGCUCACGACUCCCCCCUAUUGACAUGGCACGAAGGCUUUUUUCAGCACAGUACAUGUAUAUCGGCACCAUUUUUGCAUUUACCGAUCCUAGAGACUCGUUUGAGCGUUUGCUUCUCGAAGCAUAUAGUGGAUUACCAGAUCCUUCCGAUAAGACAGCAUGUUUGGAAUAUGCCAAGGUGCUCCUUAUUCUUGCUUUUGGGCAGCUAUACUCGGUGAAUCAAUGGGUGGACUUUCGAGGACCACCGGGGUUCGAUUAUUUUAGAGAUGCACUGAAUCUCCUCCCCGAGACCCAUGAAGAAGGGUCUAUUCUAUGUGUUGAGACUUUGGCGCUUGCAGGGUAUUUCAUGCAAAAUAUGAAUCGUCAAGAUGCUGCAUUUCAGUAUAUCGGCAAGGCUUUGCGCAUGGCCAUUUCGCUUGGGCUGCAUCAGGAGGUGAACCCUCACUACAACUCACAGCAGGGCCCGGCUUUAGACAAAGCGGAAAGAGAGCAUCGCCGACGAGUUUGGUGGUCAAUCUAUAGCUUGGACAGGAUUCUGUGUGUCAAGUCUGGCAAUCCCAUCACUAUUCAGGAUGAGGACAUAGGAGUAGCCAUGCCAUCGCCGCUCCCAGGAGACGCCGAGUAUUGUCCUGCUGUGGUGCUGCGACAUUACACUGAACUGUCUCGCAUUCUUGGCCGGAUUCACAUGACUAUAUAUCGCAGAUCGAACAAAUCUGCACCAAAAUCUGGCAAGAGCCUCAUGGCGUCAGUGCAGAGCAUCAUCCUCUCGCUUUCGAAAUGGAAUCGCGAACUGCCUGAUGAGUUGCGCUUCGACCCUGCGCAGCUUACCUUUAGCCGCGAGAGUGUUGGGGCAUUUGCGCACUACUAUCAAUGCAUUAACAUGACUGUGCGGCCGCUGCUGUUUCAUGUGGUGCAGAAGCGUUUGAAGGCGAUUCGAAGCGGUGAUGGUCCGGCCGAGAAGGAGCGUGAUUGGAAGGAAGGGCUUUCGCAGACGACGGUGAGAGUUAUUGACAUGUGUAUUGGAGCGGCACAAGAUGUUAUCAAUAUGAUGACUAUUGUAGCGCAGAGAGACUUGGUUGCAACAUAUGGCUAUAUGGACGGGGAGCACAUCUUUUCUGCCACAAUCGUGCUCGUCAUGGUAUGCACAGCAUUUCCUGACAAUGCUGCCAACAACUUGGCCAUGGCGGCUGGGCUCGGCUUGUUGAGGAAUAUGGGCGAGCGAGGGAACAGCCAUAUGGGCGCUCGCUAUGAGUUGCUGGCGAACAUCUACUCGGGCUCGAGCAUUGUCUCUCCCGCCGCUCAUCACCAGCAAUUUGCCAUGAUGACGCCUGUCUCUCAAACUGCCACCCCAAUGAAUGGUAAGGGAACUGUUACGCCGCGCAUCUCGAUGGCUCCAUACCCCAUUACCGCAUACAAUACUGCCGUAAGCAGUGCAAAUGGGCCCUUUAACUUCCCAGCCGUCAAUAAUGAUGCAUUGAACGAACCGUUUUAUGACGAGAGUGUGAGCACGGGAAUGGAUUUUGGGCUUUGGGAAGAGGGAUUUGCAUAUCCGACAAUGGAUUUAGACCUAGAUUUGGCGCAGCGCACAUCCGCAGCUGGAGGAGUCGGCGGCCCAGAUAUUCGCGAGUGGAUGAUUGAUUUUAUGGGCCAAGGUAAUUCUGUAUGA